GUAAACAGACGCGGGAAACUUCAGCGUGGGACCCGCAGUCCAUCGCGGGAACGUCCUUAUUAAACCGGAAAAAAAGUCUGCGGGUGGGGAAGAGCAGGAAGAGCGUCAUGACAGACAUUUUAACACUCGUGUUUCGGACGUUCACGUCACAAACGGAUGGAGGGGAGGAGCCUACAGUCGGCCCCGCGUCGGCGGCGACCUGCCGCACGCUGCUGGUCGGCGACCCCUGCAUCAGCCGCUCCGUGCUGCUGCUGGCGGCCGUGACGGCGGCGUCCGAGCUGGGGGUGAGGGUGGUGUUCUUCACCCAGACGCAGAUCCAGAGCCUCCCGCUCUGCCUGCAGAAGCGCGUCCCGAGCCUCAGCCCCGAGAGUCUGAAGAAAAUCAAGUUUUGCUACCCGCGGACGUUGGAGGAGCUCCUGCAGCAGGUGGCCGGCCUUCACGAGCCCGCCGGCACGUCCCCCGCACCGCCGGCGCUCAUCCUCGUCGACGGGCUGGAGGGCUUCCUGCGCGGCCCCGCCGGGCCCGGUGGACCGGACCUCGGCGAGCGGUCGCGCGCCGCGCACCUGUCGGCGCUGCUGUGCGACACCGCGGCCUUCCUCACGCACCUCCUGCGGCCCUCGCGCUCGGACCCGUGCCGCGUCGUCGCCUCCUUCCGGUCGGCGGUGGACGCCGCCGCGGAGGAUCCCACCCUCGACGUGCUGGACCGCUAUUUCCCGGCGCGCUGCACUCUGGACCGAGCCGGCGGCUACGAGGCGGCCGCGGCCGGACUGCGGGAGGUGUGGCACGUUUACCUGUCCGGGGUCCGAGAGCGCGAGGACCGGCCGGCGGCCGCGACGCGCGAGCGGAAGCUGCUGAUCUCCCUGGACGGUGACAUGGAGUUCAGGUCGGUUUGACCCCGUGAUGCAUCAAAGACGAGGGGAAGCCCGGUUUGUUUAGCUUGUUCAGACAUUUAUGAAGCUUUGAAACACACGUGAAGAAAGUAUUACACAAUUAAAACAUCUACAUGGACAUGAAUGUUUUUGUUACCAACAUUUAUGUCGCAAACAAAGUCGACUCGCACCACAAAAAAACUGAAAACGAGUCCCUGUGUGUGUAUAUACAAAUAAACAUAUAUUUUAAAAAGCA
Molecule: messenger RNA, 1125 nt
Organism: Pseudoliparis swirei
Lineage: Eukaryota; Metazoa; Chordata; Actinopteri; Perciformes; Liparidae
Gene: swsap1
Product: SWIM-type zinc finger 7 associated protein 1
Exons: 2
Coding region: 108-893 (261 amino acids)
Biological process (GO): double-strand break repair via homologous recombination
Cellular component (GO): Shu complex
Molecular function (GO): single-stranded DNA binding
Source: RefSeq, a predicted model, not a curated record